Rotaria sp. Silwood1 is the source of this 732-nucleotide messenger RNA. NCBI's taxonomy places the organism in Eukaryota, Metazoa, Rotifera, Eurotatoria, Philodinida, Philodinidae. The record is from the annotation of a GenBank genome assembly.
AUGCGUUUCUCAUUACGCCGAUUAGGUAUGGAAUGGGGUAAAAUCGGUCAUCAACGUGGCAAAGUUGAAUAUACUCUUUCAUCAUAUGAACAAAAUCCCUAUGCUGGUGUUUUUUGUCUCUAUUCUGAUUUUUAUCAACUGACUAAUUCAACAUCCGAUUUCAAAUCACGUUUAAAUGAUGUAUUUGAUAAAUUAACAAGUCUCGAAAAACAACAUGAUAUACAUACGAAAAAUAAUACUCCCAUAUCUGUACUUGAUGAUGAAACACCAUCAUCAUCAUCAUCGUCUUAUCAAAAUCCAAAUAUUCCAAGUCAUGCAAUUAUAUCUAAAAAACGUCCUGCUGAUGAUACAUUUAUUCGUCCAAAAGACAAAUGGAAAAAAUAUGAUUUAGAUGAUGUUAAUGAACAUCAUUUAAGUAAUAUGGGUAAUCGACAUGCAUUAAAUGAUUAUCUUCGUACACGUGUUAAACCUUCAGACACAAAUGAAACUGAAGAAGAAACUCCAUCAAGACCAAUAUUUCAACGUCCAAUAAAAAAACAAAUUCGCACAAAUGAUGACGAUGAAGACAAUAAUGAUGAUCAUUUUAUAUCAGUACGUGUACCAUUACCUUCAAAUACAACGGAAACAAAGACUGAAGAUGAUAAUGAUGAUGAAACAGUUAAAUAUAAAUUAAAAUCUAUUCGUAAACAAGCUCGUGGUGUUUUCAGUACAAAUGAAAAAAAAACAAUUAAA